ACGACGCGACCGAGGAGGGUCUACCUGGUCGACUUCGCGUGCUACAAGCCCGGGGAGGAGGCGAUGUGUAGCAAGGAGAUGUUCAUGGACCGGUCGAGGCGGGCAGCGUGCUUCACGGAGGAGAAUCUCGAGUUCCAGAGGAAGAUUCUAGAGAGGUCGGGGCUCGGGGAGAAGACCUACUUCCCCGAGGCACUGCUGAGGGUCCCGGCCAACCCGUGCAUGGCGGAGGCGAGGAAGGAGGCGGAGAUGGUUAUGUCUGGGGCCAUUGAUGAGCUCUUGCAGAAGACCGGUGUGAAGGCGAAGGAGAUUGGGAUACUUAUUGUAAAUUGUAGUUUGUUUAAUCCGACGCCGUCGUUGUCGGCCAUGGUUGUGAAUCGUUACAAGAUGAGGGGGAAUGUGUUGAGCUAUAAUCUUGGUGGGAUGGGAUGUAGUGCUGGAUUGAUCUCCAUUGAUCUUGCCAAAGUGAACCCGAACUCAUACGCGCUAGUCGUAAGCAUGGAGAACAUCACCCUAAACUGGUACUUCGGCAACAACCGUUCGAUGCUCGUCUCGAACUGCAUCUUCCGGAUGGGCGGGGCGGCCAUCCUCCUCUCCAACCGCCCCGCGGACCGACCCCGCGCCAAGUACCAGCUCAUCCACACCGUCCGCACCCACAAGGGCGCGGACGACAAGAGCUACGGCUGCGUCUUCCAGGAGGAGGACGACGCCAAGCACGUCGGCGUCGCCCUCUCCAAGGACCUCAUGGCCGUCGCCGGCGAAGCCCUAAAAACCAACAUCACCACCCUGGGCCCACUCGUCCUCCCCAUGUCCGAACAACUCCUCUUCCUAGUCACACUUGUCGCUAGAAAAGUCUUCAAGAUGGAAAUCAAGCCAUACAUCCCCGAUUUCAAGCUAGCAUUCGAGCACUUCUGCAUCCACGCCGGCGGCCGGGCGGUGCUGGACGAGCUCGAGAAGAAUCUCGAUUUAACUCAGUGGCACAUGGAGCCUUCUAGAAUGACGUUGUAUAGGUUCGGGAACACUUCGAGCAGCUCGCUGUGGUACGAGCGGGCCCUACACGGAGGCGAAGGGGAGGACCCGGAAGGGGACCGGACGUGGCAGAUUAGGUUGGUCGGAUUCAGUGCAACAGCGCGGUGGAAGGCGCUGAGGACCGUUGAUCCGGCGAAGGAGAAGAAUCCAUGGAUGGAUGAGAUUAAUGAUUUUCCGGUUGAGGUGCCUAGGGUUGUUGCAAUUAAUUAGAAUUGGUCAAUUGAUCAAUUUACAAAUUCAUUUU
Salvia hispanica is the source of this 1270-nucleotide messenger RNA. The record is from RefSeq and is a predicted model, not a curated record. NCBI's taxonomy places the organism in Eukaryota, Viridiplantae, Streptophyta, Magnoliopsida, Lamiales, Lamiaceae.